CCCCCUUCAUCUGACCGUUCUUUCCGCUGACCCUUGACUUAAUCUCUCUCUCUCUCUGCAUCUCUCGCUGUGUGUGAAGAAGCUGUGUUCAGCUAUUUAAGCUUUAGCUCAAAGCUCCGAUAUUCCUCCCGAAAUCGCGUGCCAACCACUACUACCCUCUCAAGGAAUCAAACCAUCCCGGCAUUCUCAUCAUCGCCAUCAACAGCAUCUUCAUCUUCCUCAUCUGCUCUGUUUCUGCUCUGCUCCGCUCUGCUCCGCUCUGCUUCUCACCCUCCUUACCAGUCUGGGAUGACCAGAAUCUGAUACUUAUUCCUUCGGGCAGAUCAUCUCCUACCUUGUGAGUCUGAGCCUCUGAUGAAAUUCCGUUCUUGGGUUUCAGAGAAUGUCCAACAUACCCACCUCGCUCUCUGAAAUCUGCCUCACUCUGUCCCGCCUCACCAUGUCCACCGCCGACCCUUGGCCCUUCUCCUAAUAAACACCCCCUGGUUUCUGCAAAUCCGUUCUCUCAAUCAAUCAGCUCUCCUCUUCUUUCUGUUGAAUCGCAUCCGAUUUGAGCCGUCAUGGGGAAGUUCAGGGGCUUCAGGAUCAAGAAACACCUCGCCGGGUUCACCCGCUGGGUCUUCCACCGUCCCCGAAGAGCCCGCCCCGCCUACCGCCGUUUGGGCGAGCCGGCACCUUCGUCGAGGGCGUUCUCCAGGCUCAUCACCUGGGGCCGCUGCCUCACCAGCAAGACCCGCUCCCUCUGCUCCGCCGCCUCCAGGCGUCAUGGGUCGUCGGGUUACCUCCCCCUGGGCGUGGAGCCGGAGAGGAACAAGCCCGUCCCCGUCCCCAAGGGGCACCUCGCGGUGUACGUAGGCCAGAAGGACGGCGACUUUCGGCGGGUCCUGGUGCCGGUGAUCUACUUCAACCAUCCGCUGUUCGGGGAGCUGCUGAGGGAGGUGGAGGAAGAGUACGGGUUCAAUCAGCAGGGCGGGCUCACUAUCCCCUGCGGCGUAUCCGAGUUCGAGCGCGUCCAGACCCGGAUCGCCGCGGCCGGGUGCGGUAGCCACAAGCUGUCAUGGAAGCGGCGCGUGUGAUCGGAGGACCGACGACGACGAUGAUGAUGACGAAAAUUACGCGGGCUUUGAUUAAUUAUUGAUGAUAGGGAUAGGUAGAAUUUUUGUUUUCUUACCUUUUUUUUAAAAAAAAAAAUUCACUUUUCUAUUGCCCUUUCUUUCUUUUACUAUUAUUAUUAUUAUUAUUAUAUCAUUAUCACUAGUAUUAUUAUUAUUAUUAUUAUUAUUAUUAUUUAUCCUUUUGCUUUCUUUUUUUUUUGGCCUUUUCAUAUUAUGAUAUAGAAAUUAGAUAGAGUAGUAGAUUGGUAAAAUUGUAUAGAGAUUUUUUCUGUUAUAUAAAAUAAUUAUAUAUGCUUUUUCCAUGA
This is a messenger RNA of Punica granatum (pomegranate), 1420 nucleotides long. Lineage: Eukaryota; Viridiplantae; Streptophyta; Magnoliopsida; Myrtales; Lythraceae. The record is from RefSeq and is a predicted model, not a curated record.